AUAUCAAUACUACAAAAUAUGAAGCUAUUGAUACCAUAAUAUAUGAAGCUAUCAAUGCUAUGACAUAUGAAACUAUCAAUAUUGCAAUAUAUAAAAUGAUCAAUUUUGCAAUAUACAAUACUAUCAACGCUACAAAUUAUAAUGAAAUUGAAGAUACAAUAUGCUAUACUAUUAACAGUACAGCAUAUAAGACUAUUGAUAAUACUGUUGGCAGCGCAAUGUAUAAAGUUGUUAACAAUAAAAUAUAUGAGGCUACUAGUGAUGCCAAUAAUAAUAUAAUCUAUAAAGCUAUUGACAAAGAUGAUACAAGAGAUUGCAAUCUCAUAUUUGAUAUAGACUCUUUAAAUAAGAAAUCUGAAUCUUGUCUUAAAAUAACUUUAGAUCAA
Racocetra persica is the source of this 386-nucleotide messenger RNA. NCBI's taxonomy places the organism in Eukaryota, Fungi, Glomeromycota, Glomeromycetes, Diversisporales, Gigasporaceae. The record is from the annotation of a GenBank genome assembly.